AUGCAACCUGACUCCACGCUGUUAGCUUCGCCCUUCAAAACUACUGGUUCCUUGGGAGGAGACACUGCAGGGGACCAUGUCGCAGAGAGUCUGUUUUGGGAAGCUGGGCAUACAGGGGAAAUGGCAAUAGGAACGUCUUAUCCUAGAGGGUUAUAUGAUAUCCAUGAAUCUUCCGCUAUCCCUGACCAGUCUCUUAAUCCCUCCACACGUACAACUGGCAAGAGCUCAGUAGAUAUGAGUCCAUCGUCUCCGGGGAAGGAUGCUGCAGCCUCGUGGUCAGGCUUGUCUUCUCAGAUGACCACAGUUGUGUCCAGAGAGGCGAUCCCCAGUUACCCGUCGUCUAUUUCACAUUCCCUGGACGAUUUCUCUUACCCGUCACCAGCAGACACGGGCUCCAGUAUUGGUUCUCUUGCCCCUUUCACCUUUUCGCCAGCCACCAUGUCACAGCCAAACUCGUUCCUUCAACACUCUGCAGACGUCCCUGAACAACCUUUGAGCCAUUCCUCGCCCGGGCAAGGCGGCACACCAGACCAGGGGCAUCCUCAUUCGCAGUAUUCAUCUCCUGCCGAUGCCGUUAGUACCUAUGCCUUUUACCAGUCACAGAGUCCAUCAGAUCCUCACGAGGAUAUGUCCCCUCUUUUCAAAAGUCCACAGCUUUUUGCAUCAUCUAGUGGGGCCCAGGAUACCGACUCGAUGCCAGCGGGCGUGGCUAGUAGCACCGAGGAUUUCUUCAACAAAAUCAUGAAUAGCCCUGUAUUAUCUGAGAAUCGUCUGCAGGUCCAUGCCGGUGAGCCACUAGCCACUGGCGAUUUUAGGCCUUUGAGUAUGGGCCAUGAGGUUGAUGUGCCCGGGGGACUCUCGAGUGCAGAAAGGAAGUGGCAUGCUUAUCUCACCAGCGUUACAGAUAAUUAUGGUUUAGACUGUGGCCGUCCAGAUCUGGAUUUGAAUAAGAAUGACGACCAUUCAGCCAUUGACAUUAAUUACGCCCUGGAUUUAAUCAACUCACAAAGUGAAUCGUCUGCGACAUCUAGUGAUUCCUCGUCCGCGGAUUCGAAACAAAUUAGCUUGGAUGGUAGGAAGUUUGCUUAUUACGCAUCGCCUAUACCGAUCAACAUCCCGCGUUAUUUAUCGCCGUUGCCACCAACUCUAGUGCAAACGCCUAUCAACCUGAUGUAUUUCCAUCAUUUUAUCAACCAUACAGCGAGAAUGCUGGUUCCGCACGACUGUAGCGAUAAUCCUUUUGUUUCCGUUCUACCCUCAAUGGCUAUUGGGGAUUCGAACCUGCUGAAUCUUAUGUUAGCGUACUCUGCUAGUCACCGUGCGAGAUAUCUGGAGCAUCCAGAACCUUCUACUCGUAUCGCGCACUGGGUCAGCAAUGUCUUUCCGGCAUUACGCGUAGCACUGGAAGAUCCACAUGAGAAGGUCACUGACAACCAUCUUGCCACGGCCAUCAUGCUGCUUUCCCUGAAGAUCAUAUCACCCGGCACCUUCGAAAUGACGUAUCCAGGAAAUCGCAUUGGCCCAUUCCUCGCUCGCUGGUUAGGAUAUCUCGACAUUAUGGGAACCCUCUCGUGCCGACACACAGAACCACCCUUGUCUGAAUACUACUCUCUUAUUAGCACAUGCUGCUCAGUUGAGGGACUGGAUGAAUACUGUGUUGACUGUUUCUCCGGCUUUACGCCCCGAACGGGGCUGUUCUUGACUAGGCUGGGGAAAUUGGUACAUCAGUGUGACAACGAGCGAUUCGAUGAGAUGGGAAUAUGGAUUUCAGGUUGGAGGCCUUCGGCCGAUAUAAUUCUCCAAGCUCAAGAAUUAAUUAAUGAUCUUGACAUUCUCCGUACCCGCGCUCACGCUAGCUCAAGGCAUUUCCGGGAAUCUGGAGCUACAGAUAUCAUCGCUAGUGAUAAAGCGUUUUAUUAUGCAGGCUUAUUACACCUCCACCGACGCGUCUUAGGCACAUCUCCAUUUUCCACGCCAGUCAAGGAUGCUCUGGAUGGGCUUAGAGAGGCACUCGCACAGAUCAGAUUCGGGCCAUCCGCCGAGGUCGGAACCCUCUUUUGCUGGUUCACUGCGGGCUGUGAAGCCCAUGAUCCUGGGCAGAGGAUGGAGAUUCAGGAGCGAUUCGAAGUGCUAGAGAAAACUGGGAUGAAACAGAUCCAGCAUGCUCGCAAGCUAAUGCAGCGUUGCUGGGAUGAAAAAUUGCCAUGGAUUGCCUUGGCGCGAGGGGAGUUUCUUGGAUAG
This is a messenger RNA of Aspergillus bombycis, 2241 nucleotides long. Its product is annotated as C6 zinc finger domain protein. Lineage: Eukaryota; Fungi; Ascomycota; Eurotiomycetes; Eurotiales; Aspergillaceae. Gene Ontology annotation, biological process: positive regulation of transcription by RNA polymerase II. The record is from RefSeq and is a predicted model, not a curated record. The transcript is spliced from 4 exons. The coding region runs from base 1 to 2241 and encodes 746 amino acids. Gene Ontology annotation, molecular function: transcription cis-regulatory region binding; DNA-binding transcription factor activity. Gene Ontology annotation, cellular component: nucleus.